Callithrix jacchus (white-tufted-ear marmoset) is the source of this 3576-nucleotide messenger RNA. RefSeq names its product adhesion G protein-coupled receptor E1 (gene ADGRE1). Gene Ontology annotation, cellular component: plasma membrane. Gene Ontology annotation, molecular function: calcium ion binding; G protein-coupled receptor activity. Gene Ontology annotation, biological process: adenylate cyclase-activating G protein-coupled receptor signaling pathway; cell surface receptor signaling pathway. The record is from RefSeq and is a predicted model, not a curated record. Lineage: Eukaryota; Metazoa; Chordata; Mammalia; Primates; Cebidae.
AUGCCAAUAGGAAAAGGCUACCGGGAGCCAGCCAUGUUCAACAUGGGGGCUCCAUCUGCCCUUUUCUUUGUCAACCACGUGUGCAGUAAAGGAACAGGCAACAUGGCCCUGGCCAGUGAUGAUGAAGACAGUGAUGGUAAUGAUGGGAAUAGUGAUAAUGAUGAUGGUGGUGACAAUAGUGAUGAUGAAGACAGUGAUGGUAAUGAUGGGAAUAGUGAUAAUGAUGAUGGUGGUGACAAUAGUGAUGAUGAAGACAGUGAUGGUAGUGAUGGGAAUAGUGAUAAUGAUGGUGGUGGUGACAAUAGUGAUGAUGAAGACAGUGAUGGUAAUGAUGGGAAUAGUGAUAAUGAUGAUGGUGGUGACAAUAGUGAUGAUGAAGACAGUGAUGGUAAUGAUGGGAAUAGUGAUAAUGAUGAUGGUGGUGACAAUAGUGAUGAUGAAGACAGUGAUGGUAAUGAUGGGAAUAGUGAUAAUGAUGAUGGUGGUGACAAUAGUGAUGAUGAAGACAGUGAUGGUAAUGAUGGGAAUAGUGAUAAUGAUGAUGGUGGUGACAAUAGUGAUGAUGAAGACAGUGAUGGUAAUGAUGGGAAUAGUGAUAAUGAUGAUGGUGGUGACAAUAGUGAUGAUGAAGACAGUGAUGGUAAUGAUGGGAAUAGUGAUAAUGAUGAUGGUGGUGACAAUAGUGAUGAUGAAGACAGUGAUGCAAUUUUGCGGGUUGAGCCCAAAAGGGUUUUAUUUUUUUGGUGGUUCAUGGCGUUUUUCUUUUUUCUCUUCACAGGGUGUUGUGUUAUGCACAUCUGGGAAAUGCACACAGGACCCACACUGAAACCAACAACAAAAAAUGCAAAUAAAUGUAGAGAGACUACCGCGUGCCCAGCUUAUGCCACCUGCACCAGCAGCAUGGACAGUUACUACUGUACUUGCAAACAAGGCUUCCUGUCUAGCAACGGACAAAGACACUUCAAGGGUCCAGGAGUGGAAUGCAAAGAUAUUGAUGAAUGUUCUCAAAGCCCCCAGCCCUGUGGUCCUAACUCAGUCUGCAAAAACCUGUUGGGGAGAUACAAGUGCAGCUGUUUUCAUGGUUUCUCUUCUCCCACUGGAAAUGGCUGGAUCUCAGGAAAGCCAGGCAAUUUCUCCUGUACUGACAUCAAUGAGUGCCUCACCAACGGGAUCUGCCCUGAGCAUUCUGACUGCGUCAACUUUAUGGGAGGCUACCUUUGCAACUGUCAAGUCGGAUUCAUCUCUAGAAACUCCAGCUGUGAAGAUGUGGAUGAAUGUGUCAAUCCAGGAGCUUGCCCGGAGCAUGCAACUUGUCACAACACUGUUGGAGCCUACACUUGUCUCUGCAACCCAGGAUUUGAAUCCAGCAGUGGCCACUUGAGUUUUCAGGGUCUCAGAGAAUUGUGUGAAGAUAUUGAUGAAUGCAUUGAAAUGUGCCCCAUCAAUUCAACAUGCACCAACACUCCUGGGAGCUACUUUUGCACCUGCCACCCUGGCUUUGCACCAAGCAAUGGACAGCUGAAUUUCACAGACCAAGAAGUGGAAUGUAGAGAUAUUGAUGAGUGCCUCCAAGAUCCAUCAACGUGUGGUCUAAAUUCUGUCUGCACCAAUGCCCUGGGCUCCUACAACUGUAGCUGCAUUGCAGGCUUUCAUCCCAAUCCAGAAGGCUCCCAGAAAGAUGGCAACUUCAGCUGCCAAAGGGUGCCCUUCAAAUGUAAGGAAGAUAUGAUACCCAAUAAUGUGCUGGCCCAGCAAUGCCAAGAGGGAACCACAAUGAAACCUGAAUAUGUUUCGUUUUGUGCACUAAUAAAUGCCAUGUACAACAUUCUGGACGAUGUGUGUGAAAAUCAAACGACUGUCGUUUCCAUGAAGAGUAUGGCUGAGAGCUUUGUUCCUGUGCUUGAACAAAUGUCCACAUGGACCAACUUCACCAAGAAAGAGACAUCCUCCCUGGCCACAGUCUUCCUGGAGAGUGUGGAAAGCACAACGCUGGCAGCUUUUUUGAGACCCUCAGAGAAUGCCACUCGGACUGUCCAGACGGAAUACUUAGACAUCGAGAGCAAAGUUAUUGACAAAGAAUGCAGUGAAGAGAAUGUGAUUUUGAGUUUGGCAGCUAAAAGGGAUAGGAUGAAGAUCGGGUGUUCCACAAUUGAGGAAUCUGAAUCCAGAGGGACCACUGGCGUGGCUUUUGUCUCCUUUGUGGGCGUGGAGUCCGUUUUAGAUGAGCGCUUCUUCCACAACCCCCAGACUCCCUUGGCCAACUCUGAGGUGAAACUGAAGAUGAAUUCUCGAGUUGUUGGGGGCAUCAUGACUGGGGAGAAGAAAGAUGAUUUCUCAGAUCCAGUCAUCUACACUCUGGAGAACAUUCAGCCAAAGCAGAAGUUUGAGAGGCCCAUCUGCGUUUCCUGGAGGACAGAUGUGGAGGGUGGGAGAUGGACACCCUCUGGCUGUGUGGUCCUGGAAGCUUCUGAGGUGCAUACCAUCUGCAGCUGCAAUCACUUGGCAAAUCUUGCCAUUAUCAUGGCGUCUGGGGAGCUCACGAUGGAGUUCUCCUUGUACGUCAUUAGCCACGUGGGCAUCAUCAUCUCCUUGGUGUGCCUCAUCUUGGCCAUCACCACCUUUCUGCUGUGUCGCUCCAUCCGAAAUCACAACACCUACCUCCACCUGCACCUCUGCGUGUGCCUCCUCUUGGCCAAGACUCUCUUCCUCGCCGAUAUAGACAAGACUGACAACCAGAUGGGCUGCGCCAUCAUCGCGGGGUUCCUGCACUACCUUUUCCUUGCUUGCUUCUUCUGGAUGCUGGUGGAAGCUGUGUUGCUCUUCCUGAUGGUCAGAAACCUGAAGGUGGUGAAUUACUUCAGCUCUCGCAACAUCAAGAUGCCGUACCUCUGUGUCUUUGGUUAUGGGCUGCCGGGGUUGGUGGUGGUGAUCUCUGCCAGUGUGCAGCCACAAGGCUAUGGAAUGUAUAAUCGCUGCUGGCUGAAUACAGAGGCAGGGUUCAUCUGGAGUUUCUUGGGGCCAGUUUGCACAGUCAUAAUGAUUAAUUCCAUCCUCUUGACCUGGACCUUGUGGAUCCUGAGGCAGAGGCUUUCCAGCGUCAAUGCCGAAGUCUCAACCCUAAAAGAAACCAGAUUGCUGACCUUCAAGGCCUUUGCCCAGCUCUUCAUCCUGGGCUGCUCCUGGGUGCUGGGCAUUUUUCAGUUUGGACCUGUGGCAGGUGUCAUGGCCUACCUGUUCACCAUCAUCAACAGCCUGCAGGGGGCCUUCAUCUUCCUCAUUCACUGUCUGCUCAACCACCAGGUACGAGAAGAAUACAAGAAGUGGAUCACUGGGAAGACCAAGCCCAGCUCCGAGUCCCAGACCUCAAGGAUCUUGCUCUUGUCCAUGCUGCCCACUUCCAAGACGGUGAGAGACUGCAUGCUCCCUGUGGGCACUGGUCAGGGGAGGUGCCAGCCACCAACUGACACUCAACUCUGCCAUGCGUUGGGUACUACAUGGGAGCUGAGGGUGCCUGCCCUAGGUAGCUCAUGGAUAAAGUAUGCAGUUAAAGACUGGGGAGUUAUAUGUGUAUAUUAG